Molecule: messenger RNA, 1761 nt
Organism: Histoplasma capsulatum G186AR
Lineage: Eukaryota; Fungi; Ascomycota; Eurotiomycetes; Onygenales; Ajellomycetaceae
Exons: 5
Coding region: 1-1761 (586 amino acids)
Source: RefSeq, a predicted model, not a curated record
AUGGCAUCUGCGUUAGGGGAUCCACUACUGUUGACUGUUCAUCAACACGGCACUUUGUACCGGCGCCUGCACCGGCUGGUGGAGUGGUUUAAGGACCCUGACCCGCGUUUUGUACUGCACUCUAGCCAGCGUCCAAAGAUAUUCCGCUAUGCCAAAUUCAACAUUGAUGCUCUUUGCUGCCUCGCCAGUGGUCUUCGCGGUGGAAUUAGUUGUCACUGUGAUUCAUCUCAAGCUCCGUUCAGUGGCAGCCUGAACUGGGCUAUCUCUAUUAUUUUUCUUGAUGGAGUGGAAUGGCUCCUGAGAUCGCCCCUCAAUGAGAAUGGAGUUAUUCCAUGCCCUCGAACAAACUCUAUGUUGCUGGAGAGUGAAGCUGUCACACUCAAAUAUCUUAGAUCUAACAGCUUCAUUCCCGUUCCCGAGGUCUUCGCAUAUAGUUGCUCUAAGGAGAAUGAUAUAGGGAUCCCCUACAUCUUAAUGAGCAAAGCUCCUGGAUCUCCCCUCCAACCCCGCUGGACGCAUAUGUCUUCAGAUGACAAGGCAAAAAUUCUGCGCCAGCUUGGGUCUAUUACAUGGCAGUUAUGCCAACUUAAGUUUGAUCAGAUCGGAUCACUCUUUGAAGGCCCACGUGGCCCAGUGAUCAAGACUUGCCUGGCGCGAGGGCUGCUGGUGUGCGAGAGACACACUCUGCCUCUAAACCGCGGCCCUUUCACCUCCACUAUUGACUUCUACAAGGCGUUGAUUUCAGCAUUUCAAGAGCAUGCCAGCCUCCUUCCCCUCAAUGCACACUGCUUUCUCGCACCAUUCCCUUUACCCGAGGAGUUUGAGGACAGUAACCAAUUCGAGCGUGCCCGUGAUCGAUGGCAUGAUUUCGUCGCCAUAGAUUCCAAAAUCGAUGGCUUCGAUAAUCGGACCGAUUAUAUGAUUGUGAGUGACCUACUUGCUGAUAUGCGGGAAAAGUGGGUUAGGGACACAUCUCUUAAGGAGGACUCGUGCUAUUUCUCAUUACACCAUCCGGACAUCAGUGUCAACAAUAUCUUCAUUGAUGAGGAAUAUAACAUUACGUGCCUCAUCGACUGGGCUUUCUGUUCGUCUGUGCCGCUAUCAUUGGCCAUCACAGAACCUGGCCUUCCUCAAUCGCGACAUGAGUUGCCAGAAGUGUUUCGAGAGGAAUUUCGGCGAGGCUUUAGCGAGGCAGCCUACAGCACGUCAAAUCGAGCCGAUCCAGCAGAAAACACUCUCCUGUGCCGAAGCCUACAACUUAGCCGCCCCAUGUGGUUGAUUUCUCGACUCCUGAGCUUCGAUACUGUCGUGGAUUACCCCGUCUUAAAUGACCUCUGGGUAAUCACCAAUCCUAACAAGGGCCAUCUUUUGGAGGAGUUCAAAAUAAGACAGUCCCAAGAUACAUAUAUGGGGGUACAUGCACUUUUGAAGGAAGAUGACGAUCACUCUAGAGCGGCAGAGGAGAAACAUUUCAAGAAGGGGACUCAAGUUGAUUUGACGGUUGCGAGGAAAUUGACUCUUGUCUCACAGUGGUCUUCACGGUACGGUCAGCACGGUAUCGUAGGGCUCAGAGUUGCAAGCUCCGCAUUCAAAACUGGUGAGGCUUUGUGGAAGUGGAUCGAUCGAUCCAGAGCGAUCAGAAAAGAGCCGAUAGUAAUCCAAGUUAAAAGCAGAAUUUGUGGAACAAACGCCUUUGAGAAGUUAGAGAGACCUUUGGGCACCAAACUUGACAAUCGAGCUUUGGAGGCGUCAAAGCCAUGA